UCGUUAAAACCCUGACACACACAAGUUUCUUAGCUCCACCAAAAAUGAGUUUGUAUCCAUGGCUGGUUAAGAGAUACCCUAACACACUCUGCUCCGUUGUCGAAGAUCACUCGUCUCUCGACACCAGUAAACCUAACCCUAACGGCGUCGAAUUCGACAACCUUUACAUCCACUUGACUGAUAUUAUUCAUACAUGUUUUCACCCUGGGGGCCUGCCUGCACCUCAGUCAUACGAUGGUAUUUUCCACUUUGUUUUGGAGUACAUUCACAGAGUAUUCUCCAUUGUUAGACCACGGAAGCUUCUGUAUCUUGCACUUGACGGUGUUGCACCACGAGCGAAGAUGAAUUAUCAAAGGAUAAGGCGUUUCAGAGCUGCUAAAGAAGCAGCUCGUAAAAGGACUGGUAAACCAGAAGGUGAUAAACUGGAUUCAAAUGUGAUUACACCUGGGACGGAGUUCAUGGAUCUGUUGUCUUGUGCUCUCAGGUAUUUUGUGUACUGUAGAAUGAAUAGGGACCCUGGAUGGCGAGGCAUCAAGGUGAUUCUUUCCGACUCAACGGUGGUAGGUGAUGGGGCGUGUAAGAUAAUGUCAUAUAUCAGGUCUCAAAGGAAUUUACCUGGAUAUGAUCCAAAUACGAGGCACUGUUUAUAUGGAGUGGAUGCAGACUUGAUCAUGCUUGCAUUGGCAACCCAUGAAAUCCACAUCUCUAUCCUGAGGCCAAUGAAGGGCAUAAACGUUGGGAAGAAGUAUAGAAAGACGGAGCUACCAUAUUCUGAAUGUAUGAAAGGAUUAAUGAUUGAUUUGAAAUUUGAGCUAUUCAACAUAUGGGUACUGAGGGAAUAUCUAGAGAAAGAGCUGGUUCCAAAUGUGGAGGGAACAGAUUUCGACUGCCUCAUUGAUGAUUUUGUCUUCAUGUGCGUUUUUGUUAGGAAUGAUUUUUUGCCCCGUUUGCCAUCAUUGGAUGUAUCCAUGGGUGGAAUUGAAUUGCUCCUGGUGGUCUAUCAACAGGAAUUUGCUAAAAUGGGCUAUCUGACCAAUGCACCUGAGGUGAAUUUGAAAAGCACGGAGCACUUUCUUCAAGCCUUAAGUUCCCAUGAGAACACUAUUCUUAUGAAACGCAGCCAGAAGGAGAAGAGAAAGAAGAGAGACUUUCAAGAUUUGCACAAUCAACUCAAGAUUGUGGAGCGUGACAUCAUAAGUGCACCCAAUCCUAAUACUGAGGAUGGUGUUGAAUUAACAAUCGACGAGGUUAAAAUACAUGACAGUGAUAUGGAGUACAAACACUAUACUAUGAAAUUUGAUUGUGAAAGUCAUGACAUUGAUAGAAUUAAAAGACAUGCAGUCUUAAAAUACACUGAAGGUCUCUGCUGGUUCAUGCAUUAUUAUUAUUAUCAACAAGUACCUUCGUGGCAAUGGUUUUAUCCGUAUCACUAUGCACCACUUGCUUCAGAUUUUUGUGGUCUUGAUAAGCUGGAGAUUAACUUCACACUUGACCAGCCUUUCAAGGCGUUAGAUCAGCUACUGGCUGUCUUACCUGCAGCAAGUGCACAGGCACUUCCUUUGUUUUACAGGGAAUUAAUGACAAACGAGUCUUCCCCUAUCUCGGACUUCUAUCCUAAAGCAGAUGCUAAGUUUGAUAGGGAUGGAAAAAGGCGUGCUUGGCAGGAUGUAAGUAAGUUACCAUUUAUUGACGAGUCUCGUCUUCUUUCUGAGAUUAUGAAGGUGGAGCAUACUUUAACGGAUGAAGAAAAGCAAAGAAAUAGGUUUGGCCGAGACAUGCUAUUUGUUCACUCCAGUCACCCCUUAGCGGAAAUGAUAAAGGAUCUUCCUUCAAGUGAUACAAGUUCAGAGGUACAAAUCCACAUUAGGCCAGACCUCAGUGACGGGAUGAAUGGAGAUUUGUGCAUUUCUGAUAAACCUGUGCUUCCUACUGAUAUACCUUCACCUUUUGUUGACAAGCCGGCAGUGAAGAUGAAUUGCGUAAAAUCAGUCGAUUACAAGUAUCCUUCCCAUGCUCACAUUCCUAAGCUCCCCUGUGGCGUAAUAAUGCCUCCUAGGAUUCUAAGACGCCGAGAUUGGCCUAGUCCACCUAUUGUUUGGCAUGCAUUCCAAUCUCAACGUCCCACUAAGAAACGGAAACAGGAUGAUAAGAAUUGCGUACUGGAAGAUGACGGGAAGCAGCAGAACCAUAAAAAUGGAAAAUCAGAGGCUCAAUUUGUAGUUGAGGGGAGUCAAAACCAUUUGACUGCUGAAAAGUCAACAAACCACACAGAGGCUCAGCAACAACAAGCUGGUAUGAGUGAUGGAAUGUGUAGAGAUCACAAGCAGGUAAAGGAAACAGAAGAUGAGAAAUUGAUCGACGUUGCGUUUACUGCAGGAGAUGGGGAGCCUAAAAGAAAGCAUAAAAAGAAGAAACAGAAGCAGCUUGACGCUCAACAAGAAGUACAGGCUGACGGGCAUGAAGAAGGGGGUGACGCGCCCCAGGGUAUUAACAAUAUGGUUAACAGUGUUGAAGACCCGACAGCCAGAACACAAUCAUCUAACAAUCAGCAAGCACCCCAUGUUGCACUCAAGCUUACAAAGAGGAGACGUGCUAAAACUGAGAUGGUGUUGAUAAAUGGAGGGGGAGGUGAAAACAAAAUGGAAUCUCCGGCUGCUGCUGAGGCAGUUGGUGGUGAAAACUCAACAAACAAGAUGGAUGGUGUCGGCGAUGGACCAAAAGAUUUAGUUGUUGGACAAAUGAAGGAUUAUUUUCAAGUUAGUGAGGAGAAAGCAAACAAGAAAACGAGGAAGAAAGUGAAGAAUGAAAAUGAUGAAAGCAAAGCAAGUGAUGUUUCUACUGAGCAAGAAAAAGAAUCUAGUAAAAGAAGAAAAAAACAUAAGAGUAAAAGCAAGAAUGUUGAGAUCCCAGGAAACUCUCCCAGGGCCGAGGAGCAAGAAGCAACAGAGAAAAAAGAGGCGGUAACUGAGUCUGAACCCACACAAGAGGCAGCUGAAUGAAGAUGGGCCAAAAAGAAAAGAUGAUGCUUUCUCAACUAACUUCCCUUUUAUAAUUUGUGUGUUUUGUCGCAAAAUAUGAUAGUGAGUAUACUGUAGCCCAAUUCGAUUUUGGGACAAUUUUGCAAAAUUUUGAUUACUAUCAUGUUUGGAAUAUGAUAACCAUGUUAUCUUAAAAGAAUAACAAGGCAAGUAAGCGUUAAACAUCAAUUCUUUAACAAUACUGCUGGCCUGCAGAAUUUAGAACAAA
Molecule: messenger RNA, 3246 nt
Organism: Helianthus annuus (common sunflower)
Lineage: Eukaryota; Viridiplantae; Streptophyta; Magnoliopsida; Asterales; Asteraceae
Product: 5'-3' exoribonuclease 4
Exons: 23
Coding region: 45-2999 (984 amino acids)
Biological process (GO): nuclear-transcribed mRNA catabolic process
Cellular component (GO): nucleus
Molecular function (GO): RNA binding; 5'-3' RNA exonuclease activity
Source: RefSeq, a predicted model, not a curated record